AUGAUUUUUACGCCUUAAUUUUUCUUCUGCAUCUGCAGUAUCGACUGAACCCCAACAAGAAACCAUAAUAAAUGAGAUUUUGAGGUUAAAGUCCAGGGAUGAUGAUGUGAGGGAAAUUAUCUUCAUUGUUGGGUGAUCAAAAUUCACAUUUUGAUGAAAGGUCAUUAGAUCUUGAGGCCAUUUCAGAUACGAGAAAUUCACCUCGUUAACUCCCACAAGAUAUGUUGACAAGAGAAUCAUCCUCAUGAUGUCCAACACUGGUCUUCUGGUCUUGACGAACCCAGCGAGAGUCAAGAAGCUCCUCCCAGUGAUAAAACGUCACGUCCUCCAGACCCUGUACAUCCAGUACUCUCCGAGGAGAAGAGCCAUCCCCCAGUACCAACUCAAAGCCUCUCUAAACUCCAAAACCAUCACGAGUAUCUACGCCCUGGCGACCUCCUGCCUCUCCCGAAUAGACGUGAGAGUCCUCAUCUCCAAGACUAGUCAAAACUCCUCGACAAUAACCACCGGAAGACCCAUUGAACUAGUGAUAUUUGAUGGGAGCUACCCUCAGGAGGAUGCGGACACCUUCAUCCAGAAGUUCCUGAAGAACAGGUCGAGGUCUUGCAGCUACAUCUCUCUGGAUGUUGAUGAUCGAUCUGAGGCUGAUGAAGGGGAGAAAUGUCUCCUUGAAGAUGAUGAAGACGUUGGGAGGACUUCCUGGGGGAAAGUUGUGCUGGGGGGCACCUUCGACAGGCUUCACAAUGGCCACAAGAUACUCCUGAGCGAAGCUGUUCUUCGCUGCGAGGAGAAGCUGACUGUUGGAGUCACUGAUGAGACCAUGAUCCAGGGGAAGGUCCUCUGGGAGCUGAUUGAACCUUGUGAAAAGAGGAUUGAGGCUGUUAAGGAGUUCCUUGAGGACAUCGAUGGGUCCCUCCGCUACGAUGUCGUCCCCAUUUCUGAUAUGUUUGGUCCCACCAAGAGCGAAGACGAUCUCGACCUGAUUGUCGUCAGUGAGGAGACGAAACGAGGAGGGGAGAAGGUAAAUGAAUUGAGAAAGGAAAAGGGUCUGAGAAUCCUAGACAUUCACGUAGUAAAACUAGCUGAGGACAUGGGGCACAGCGAGCACGAGGAGUCAAAGAUCAGUUCGAGUAACCAGAGGAUACGACUCCUGGGGACGAGGCUGAAGGAGCCUGACCUGGCGGGGAAGAGGUUGAGGCCCUACAUCAUUGGACUGACUGGGGGAAUCGCCAGUGGGAAGUCCUCGGUGGCUGAGAAACUCCAGUCGCUGGGGGCUGGAGUGGUCCACUGUGAUAAAUUGGCUCACGACCUCUACGAACCAGGAAGGACGGGUUUUCAGAGGGUGGUUGAGGUCUUUGGGGAGGACAUUUUGGAUGCGGAGGGGAGGAUCGAUAGAAAGAAACUGGGGAAGAUUGUAUUCAAUGAUAAGGAACAAUUAGAUAGAUUGAAUAAAGCAGUUUGGCCAGCGAUUCUGGAUGCCGCCCUGGCAGAAGUUGAGAGGCUCCACACCGAGGGCUACGAAAUCAUCGUGAUGGAAGCUGCAGUCCUCAUCCAAGCCAAGUGGCAAUCAGUCUGCCACGAGAUCUGGACCUGCAUAAUUCCCCACAAAGAGGCUGUGAAGAGGAUGAUGGAGAGGAAUGGUUUGACUGAACAAGAGGCCGAGGCCAGGAUCAAUGUCCAGCCCAGCAAUACCGAGCAGGUAGAAGCAGCCACUGUUGUCUUGUCCACUCUCUGGAGUCAUCAAGUCACUCUGGAGCAAGUCAAUCGUGCCUGGAAGGCAGUCAACGACUUCCUCAGCUCAAAAUCGUGAAUGUCGUACUGUCAUUCAAUUCCAAUUUGUGAAUAUUACCUUAAAUGUAUAUUGGGGGGUUUUAGAUGAAAAUCGUUGGGGAUUGUUAACCAAUUUAUUCUUCAUUUUAUUUUUUCAAAGGAAUGAUCGAAGAGAGGACAGAUGAAUGGAUGAAUUAAUUGUAGAAUAAAUAAUCAUGUGGAUGAGUCAUCAUCUUCA
Messenger RNA from Diachasma alloeum, 2008 nucleotides. RefSeq names its product bifunctional coenzyme A synthase (gene Ppat-Dpck). Gene Ontology annotation, molecular function: ATP binding; dephospho-CoA kinase activity. The transcript is spliced from 4 exons. NCBI's taxonomy places the organism in Eukaryota, Metazoa, Arthropoda, Insecta, Hymenoptera, Braconidae. The coding region runs from base 245 to 1810 and encodes 521 amino acids. The record is from RefSeq and is a predicted model, not a curated record. Gene Ontology annotation, biological process: coenzyme A biosynthetic process.